CCGCCCCAGCUUCACGCGAGAUUUCGUAGGGCAGACCUCGCGAGGCUUUGCGGCGGGGCCGCGAUUGGCCGACUGGCUGUGAAUGUAAGAUGGCGCCCAGGGAGCUGUGAGGCGAAAAUAAUCUACCCGAGAAAGGAAAAAAACAAAAGCCCAGGAAGCCGCCAAGACGGGAGAAGGCUGCGGGGUGCAGAGCCGGGGCCGCCGGGCGUGAGGAGGAGGCGGCGGUGGUACGGAGAGCGGACCGGGGAUACGCAGCUGCCUCCGGACAACGAGCGGGCGGGGAGGACCUAAGUGUGAGCUAUGAAUAAUUCCCUGGAUAACAUCAUUUCAUUUGAAGAAUAUGUCCGCAUGAAGGCCCGGACGGUCCCACAACACAGGAUGAAAGAGUUCCUGGACUCCCUGGCUGCAAAAGGGCCAGACGCUCUGCAAGAAUUCCAUCAGCCUCAGACUACCAUGGUGUAUCAGCAGGGAGGCAACUGCAUUUACACAGACAGCACCGAGGCGGCAGGAUCACUGCUGGAACUGGCUUGUCCUGUCACUACGAGUGUCCAACAGCAGAGCCAAGCCGAGCAGCAAAUCCAAGCACAGGCUCAGCAGGUGCAGAUUCAUGAAGCUCUCAUCAGGCCCUGGACACUGCACCCCGCCCCUCAUCUGAAUCGAAUCAACCUCUCCCCCGAGGGGUCGCAGGACUCUGGUAUUUCAGAAGAUUUGUUGGUACAGCAAUCCCCUCAGCAGCUCUCGCCGCAGCUCAAUGUCCAUCAAUCUAACGAUCAGCCAAUCCAAGUGCAAGUCCAGAUCCAGGGCACGGCUCAGUCUCAGGCACAGCAGGGGGCUCAGACAAUACAGACUCAGUCCCUUCAAACCUCCAGUCCAUCCCAGCAGUUGUCAAACUCCCAGUUACAGGUGGGCCAGAUCCAGGUGCAGCAUGUUCAGCCUGGCCAGCAGAUGCAGCCUUCUGACAUUCAGGAUGACCACAUACAGCACCAGCAGAUCCAGGCACAGCUGGUGGCGGGACAGUCUGUCGGCAGUGGCAUUCAUAUACAGACGGUUGGAGCUCUUUCUCCAUCUCAACAGGGUUCUCCGAGAGAAGGAGAGCGACGGUCUAACACAUCCAGCGUGCUUCAGCCAGUUAAGAAACGUAAAGUGGACAUGCCCAUUACUUUGUCUUAUGCAAUUUCAGGACAGCCCGUCGCCGCUGUGCUCGCAAUCCCACAAGGCCAACAACAGAGUUACGUGUCUUUGAGGCCAGACUUGCUGACAGUGGACAGCGCCCAUCUUUACGGUGCCACAGGCACUAUUACAAGUCCGACAGGAGAGACUUGGACCAUCCCGGUUUAUUCGGCAAACACCCGCAGUGAUUUGCAGCAACAGAACAUAACUCACAUCGCCAUCCCCCCCGAGGCCUACAAUGCCGUCCACGUAACAGGCUCCCCCACCACAGUGGCCGCUGUAAAGUUGGAGGAUGACAAGGACAAAAUGGCCAAAAACGCUCACGAGGAAGUGGUUCAGACUCUGGCAAACUCCCUAUUUCCAGCUCAGUUUAUGAAUGGGAAUAUUCACAUUCCGGUGGCAGUACAGGCUGUGGCAGGGGCCUAUCAGAAUACAGGACAGACUGUCCACAUAUGGGACCCUCAGCAGCAAACGCUACAUGAACAGCUUCAGCAACAGACUCAACAGCACCACUCGCUACAGAGUCAACCUGUACAAGUUGCAGAGGAACCGCCUCCACAGCCUUCCCCAGAGCUAAUGUUACCAAACACCUUGAAGCCAGAAGAGGGACUGGAAGUCUGGAAGAACUGGGCACAGACUAAGAACGCAGAGCUGGAGAAAGACUCACGGAACCGAUUAGCACCCAUAGGAAGGCGUCAGCUGCUGAGGUUUCAGGAGGACCUCAUCUCUUCAGCAGUAGCAGAGCUGAAUUAUGGUCUGUGUCUUAUGACAAAAGAAUCUCGUAAUGCGGAAGGAGAGCCCUAUGACCCCGAUGUACUAUAUUAUAUUUUGCUAUGUAUCCAGAAGUACCUGUGUGAGAACGGGAGAGUGGACGACAUAUUUUCAGAUCCCUACUACCUUAAAUUUACAGAAUUUCUCCACCAAGUUAUCAAGACAUUUCAGCCUCGAGUCACUCCACUCGGUUAUGUAAUCCCCAGCCAUGUGACAGAAGAAAUGCUGUGGGAGUGCAAGCAGCUGGGUGCCCACUCUCCUGCCACCUUGCUGACUACACUCAUGUUCUUCAACACAAAGUACUUUUUGUUGAAAACCGUUGAUCAGCACAUGAGAUUGGCUUUCUCCAAAGUUCUAAGACAGACGAAAAAGAAUCCUUCCAACCCGAAAGAUAAGAGUACGAGCAUCCGAUACCUGAAGGCCCUCGGAUUUCACCAGGCGGGGCAACAGAAAGGUUUUCCAAUAACAGACGACAUGUAUGCAGAGCAAACUGAGAACCCGGAAAAUCCCUUGAGAUGCCCCAUUAAACUUUACGAUUUCUACCUCUUCAAAUGCCCGCAGAGCGUGAAAGGUCGAAAUGACACUUUUUACCUGACGCCAGAGCCCGUGGUCGCCCCGAACAGUCCGAUCUGGUACUCCACCCAGCCAAUCAGCAGAGAGCAGAUGGAGCAGAUGCUGACUCGAAUACUGAUUGUCCGAGAAAUUCAGGAAGCCAUUGCGGUCGCCAACAGCAACAACAUGCACUAAAAAUAAAAACCGAUUCCAAUAGUGGAGGGAAUGUGACAUUACAAAAUAAACGUGUACAGACUUUUACACUAAGAGAAGAUGCCUACAUUUUUUUUUAUUAUUAUAAUUAUUGGUGUAGUUAUGGAGCCCUUUUAGGCUUCUUCUGUUAAAAAGAAAAUAAAGUAUAAAGAAAAAACAUACAAAUGUGCAUCUUAA
Messenger RNA from Nanorana parkeri, 2883 nucleotides. RefSeq names its product glutamine rich 1 (gene QRICH1). Bases 301 to 2688 code for a protein of 795 amino acids. The transcript has 12 exons. The record is from RefSeq and is a predicted model, not a curated record. Lineage: Eukaryota; Metazoa; Chordata; Amphibia; Anura; Dicroglossidae.